Cinara cedri is the source of this 1218-nucleotide messenger RNA. The record is from the annotation of a GenBank genome assembly. Lineage: Eukaryota; Metazoa; Arthropoda; Insecta; Hemiptera; Aphididae.
AUGAAAAAAAUAUUUAAAUCCCAAGUAGGUAGGUACCAAAAUGUAUACACGAACAAAUCGUACCUUCACAUCUUCUUCGUAUGUGCUUUGUUUAUCACACCCUAUAACCUCUAAUCGUCACUUUUUUUCCCGGUAAUAUUCUAGGCGUUUCUCCUUCUAUAUACUAAACAUUCGCACAUGUCCACAAGCUGAUCGUUUGUACAUACGAAAUCGAAUAAAAAAGAAAAAAAAAUUAUAUUUACUUUUAAUAAAUGUGCUAAUAAUGAAAAAAGGUAACAAAAAAAAAAAAAAAAUCUAAAACGUAAUUUUAAUUCUCGCAGUCUACAAUUAAAAAAAUCAUUGGGUGACAUUUCAAGCUUUUUUUUUUUGCAUGGAUAGCGAAAAUUAAAUUAAAUUUUUUAUAAUAAUAUCCGUUCUUAUAAUAUGAUUGUAGGUAUACACAUAGAUUUUCGAACUGAUGGUUAAUAUACGAGUAGUAGUUAUAUAUAGUUUAAUAUAACUCGUAGUUUCAGGCACAAACUAUUUACCGGUUCGAUAAAAAAUAAAAAAAAAAGUUAUAGGAAUUUUACUGUUCGCGGAUAUUUCGCAUACGUUUGCUAUACUCGACGUCGCUCAUAAACUCCAACUUUCAGUCUUUCUUUAAAUUGAAUAUUAAAGCCUUUAGCCUAUAACAAAGGCAGCUUUAUUUGCACUUGUUUUUAACGAACUACCCAUCAAUUUUAAUGAAAACAGAUUUAUACAGGUAAACUUUUGAACGUUGCGAGUUAUUAUAUUGUGGUUGUUAUUUACAGACUGUUCGAUUUUGUCGGAUAUUUCGAAAUUUUCGGAGUUUACUUUGGUUUAACUACAGGAUAGGUGGACUAGCCUCGUGGAUCCUUGUUCGUAAAGUCAUAUACUCAUUCUUGGUUGUGGGUUUUUUUUUUUCAGAUCGCAUUUUUACUGUGCUUGGUGGCCGCGGCCAACGCUGCACCCUACGUGGCCGUCGCGAUACCGGUCGUACCGGCAGUCGUCCACCAUCCGGCCAACGUAGUCCACUCAAACACCGUCGUCCAAUCGCACCCGUCGCCGCCCGUCGUUGCUCGAGUGGUAGCAGCCCCCGUCGUCCACCCUGUAGCCGUCAACCCGGUCGCAGUACACCCGGUAGUAGUCCGCCCCGUGGCCGUACACCCUGUAGCUGUUCACCCGGUGGUGCCCGUCAGCACUGUCGUCCACUACUGA